AUGUCCUGGAAAUUAACCAAGAAACUAAAGGAGACCCAUCUGGGUCCCCUCACUAGCACGUUUUCCCGGUCGCCCUCGACUUCGACCAUCACGGAUAAGGAUGAAAAGAGCCAGGGUGCCAUCUCGGGGACCGCUACUCCCACAAACGAGAGCAACAUCGCUGCGUCAGAAGCCCUGACACAAGCGCCCGUCGUCAAGACGCCCAAGCCAGGCAUCCUCGUCGUUACCCUCCACGAGGGUCAAGGCUUUUCUCUUCCCGAGCAACAUCGCAAUGCCUUCAACCCGACUCACCCAGGCAGUUCGCUGUCGACGGGAAACGCACUCGGUGCGGCUGGCUCUAUCCGCCCAUCGUCUUCUUCUAGGACCGGUGGCUUCAUGGGUGGCAGACCGUCAACAUCCGGCGGGUUCAGCGGAAUUCCCACAAAUCACGGCCGUAUCUCCACAAAAUACAUGCCCUAUGCUCUGAUAGAUUUCGACAAGGUACAGGUGUUCGUCAACUCGGUCGAAGGCACUCCCGAGAAUCCUCUAUGGGCGGGCUCCAACACACAAUACAAGUUUGACGUGUCGAGGGUAACGGAAUUGGUGGUGCACUUAUACAUUCGAAACCCAAAUGCCCCGCCGGGCUCAGGCCGGAGUCAAGAUAUAUUCCUCGGCGUAGUCCGCAUCAACCCGCGUUUCGAGGAGAAGCAGCCGUACGUCGAGGAUCCCAAGGCCAGCAAGAAGGAUCGGGAGAAGGCGGCAGCGGAACAUGCCAGCCGCGAGCGUGCCCUCGGGCAUAGCGGUGUGGACUGGGUCGAUGUGCAAUACGGCACGGGCAGGCUCAAGAUCGGCGUCGAAUAUGUCGAGAACAGGGCUGGUAAGCUCAAGAUUGAGGACUUUGAGCUGCUGAAAGUGGUUGGGAAGGGCAGCUUUGGCAAGGUUAUGCAGGUGCGGAAAAAGGACACCAACCGAAUCUACGCGCUCAAAACGAUCCGAAAAGCCCACAUUAUCUCGAGGUCCGAAGUGGCCCACACCCUGGCUGAGCGGUCGGUGCUCGCCCAGAUCAACAACCCCUUCAUCGUGCCCCUAAAGUUCACGUUCCAGAGUCCCGAAAAGCUCUAUUUCGUCCUGGCCUUUGUCAAUGGCGGCGAACUCUUUCACCACCUGCAAAAGGAGCAACGCUUUGAUGUCAACCGCAGUCGAUUCUACACGGCCGAGCUGCUGUGCGCCCUCGAGUGCCUGCACGGCUUCAACGUUAUCUACCGCGAUUUGAAGCCCGAAAACAUUCUUCUUGACUACCAGGGUCAUAUUGCUCUCUGCGACUUUGGACUCUGCAAGCUCGACAUGAAGGAUGAAGACCGCACAAACACGUUCUGCGGGACGCCCGAGUACCUCGCGCCCGAGUUGCUAAUGGGCAAUGGAUACAACAAGACGGUCGACUGGUGGACUCUGGGCGUUCUGCUCUAUGAGAUGUUGACGGGCCUCCCGCCGUUCUACGAUGAGAACACAAACGAGAUGUACCGCAAGAUCCUCAGCGAGCCGCUGCAUUUCCCUGGUCAUGAGAUUGUGCCGCCGGCGGCCAAGGACCUCUUGACCAAGCUGCUGAACCGCGAUCCGCAGCAACGCCUUGGGGCCAACGGAUCCGCCGAAAUCAAGGCACACCCAUUCUUCCACGCCAUUGACUGGCGGAAACUCUUGCAGCGCAAAUAUGAGCCUGCGUUCAAGCCGAAUGUGGCCGAUGCUCUUGACACGGGCAACUUCGAUCCUGAGUUCACGUCUGAGCCGCCCCAAGAUUCGUACGUCGAAGGACCGGUUCUCUCUGAGACGUUGCAGAAUCAGUUCACAGGGUUCUCUUACAACCGCCCGAUCGCCGGUCUCGGAGACGCCGGCGGCAGCGUGAGGGACCCGUCGUUUGUUGGCAGCAUUCAGGAUAGAUGA
Messenger RNA from Canariomyces notabilis, 1917 nucleotides. Its product is annotated as Pkinase-domain-containing protein. Lineage: Eukaryota; Fungi; Ascomycota; Sordariomycetes; Sordariales; Chaetomiaceae. Gene Ontology annotation, biological process: protein phosphorylation. The record is from RefSeq and is a predicted model, not a curated record. The transcript has 4 exons. Gene Ontology annotation, molecular function: ATP binding; protein serine/threonine kinase activity. Gene Ontology annotation, cellular component: cytoplasm; nucleus. The coding region runs from base 1 to 1917 and encodes 638 amino acids.